This is a messenger RNA of Panthera uncia (snow leopard), 2167 nucleotides long. It is a transcript of the gene CCDC27, whose product is annotated as coiled-coil domain containing 27. NCBI's taxonomy places the organism in Eukaryota, Metazoa, Chordata, Mammalia, Carnivora, Felidae. The record is from RefSeq and is a predicted model, not a curated record.
GGGGCCUCGGCCGCCUCUCCUGGGAACAGCUUCUGGGUCCCCUCGCGGGCAGGAAGUUAAGACGAAUCACAGAAAAUUAGGCCAAAUGGCACGGCCUGUUUCUAUGGAGACGUCAGUGAUGCCACACACUCCCGGAGCCCACAGGACGCGGGGCUUCCGGAGCCGGUCCCGCCCGGGCCUGAGCACGUACCGUGAGCCCGGCUCCCGCAGAGGCCGACCGUCCACGGCGUCCUUCCGCUGCCCGACCGCGGUCUCUGCACCUGCCCUGAGGAUGCUGCGGGCCGGAGCCCUUCCCCCCAAGAAGCGCAGCCUGGAGCCCAACCCGCUGGAGAAGGGCGUGCUGCUCCUGCAGAGCGUGGCCGGCCACGGCAGCUGCGGGUGGCACGGCCUCAGCAAGUCGGCUCGGGCCCUCAGCCGCUUCUACGGGAAGAUGGACGGACGCAAGCAAGACGCCGACGCCAGCGCCGAGGACACCAGCUUCACGGCCGAACUGGAGGAGCUGAGAAAGCUGUUCCUCGCGCGGCCUGACUGCCCUCGGUUCAGCACCAGGGCCACGUCCAUGUGUCCUUACGGUUCAGCCAUCUCAGCCGAGUUAUCCGAGGAGUUGCGCGUGGCACUCGAUUCCUGGAAGGCGACCCAGGACCCGUUCUCCAGACAGCAGGUGGAUGGGCGCCUCCUUCCCUUUAGUAAGAGCGCCUGUGAGUUCAACUAUUUGAGGACAAGAGAAUCCCGGAUGAUAAGCCCGGUCCCCAGCAGCCCAGUCCUAGCGCACAGCCAGCUGAGAAAGCACGUGCCCUGGUACAUCUCCGUCAUCCAUGAGAAGGAUCACUGCCUGCGGACGCUGGGGGAGGAGGUGCAGCGCCUGUCCCAGCUGGAGUUCCUGCUUCGGAAGAAAGACGAGAAGGUCGCGGCCCUCCAGGAGGAGAGGGAGGCCUUGAAGAAGCAGCUGAAAUUCCUCCUCCAAAGCAAAAGCCAAGAGAUAUUGGAGCAGCCCUCAGAGUCUGCACCAAAGCCCUUGGGGAAGCUGAGCAUCCUGAGACCCUUCUUCGGAGACGAGGAGGAGUUGCAGCACAGAAGGCAGCCGCAGGCCGAGUGUUCCGCGACCCGCAGGGGCAAGGACCCGGAAGUGGAUGGCGGCCAAGAAGACGAGGCGGGAGAAGCAGAGGGCGGGACGGGCAGCGGGGAGGCUGCGCCCGAGGAGGGGGCUGAGGUGGAGGAGGUGGAGCAGCUGGAGGAGGAGGAGGUGCAGGGGGCCGAGGCUCAGUCUAAGAGAAGCUCGAGCUCCCUGGAAGAGGCCUUCGAGCGGGAGCUGGUGGCCCAGCUGGAGGAGUACGAGCAGGUGAUCUGGGAGCUCCAGGACGAGCUGCAGGUGACCAGGACCAGAUACUCGCUCGCGACAGGAGCCAUCACGUCCUUACAACGCCGAGUGGGUUUCCAGGAGUCCCGGCUGCGGCGGGUGCACACGGAGAAUGAGGCCCUGCAGAGGGAGCUUCGGGAGCGGGAGGACCAGCUACGCGCCAUGUCCAACAAGUUCUCCAACCUCAGGGAAGACAAGAAACACGAAGAGAUGAUGGGCCUCAUGGAGAAGGACAACUUUCUCCUCCGCCAGCGAGUGGCGGAGCUGCAGAGCAGACUCGCCAAGCAGGAACACAUCAUCUCGGAGCUGGAGGCCAAGGUCAGCCAGCUGCAGGACCAGGUGAGCCAGAAGGAGGGCCAGCUGCAGAGACAGAAGUGGCUGCAGGAGGAGAUGGGGAGCAGGAACGAGAUGAUCCAGCAGGCGGAGCUGCAGGCCCGCGUGGCCCUGGAGAGCGCGCAGUCCCGGCUCGAAAGACUAAGAAACAACAUCAUCCAGGCCACCUUCAGCACCUCUGGGACCAAGUCCUUGGCCACUGAGAUCUCUGACAAUGACAUUCUGGAGGCCUUGCAGAGGAUCAUCUCUGAGCGAGCCGACUACUACAAUCAGCUGAAACAGAAAGGCAUCAGGAUGCCUCCCCUGCAGCAGUCGGAGGCCGCUUCCUCCCAGAGCAAGUCCAAGAAGCUGGCCUCCAAGUAGAGCCUGCCUGCCCACGCGCCCCCCGCCCCCCCAGACGCUGGGCCCCAGCUCGCGGGGCCAUCGUGUGUGGCCCGGUCUUCUCGCUUUAGAAUUAAACCCUGUCCUUGGCCAUGG